GUCCGGCACAGUCAGGUACAGUUUGUUACUCUCCGUCUCGGCGUAAGCGCGUGCAUCAUCAAGUAUUACAACCUGUUUGUUGAAAGCAACACGUGUUGCGGGUUACAAAAGUAGUAACGAUGCCGAUUACAAAAUUGAUAUUAACUACCAAUUUGCCCGCUUUCUGCAACCAAAAGAUAGAAUAUAAGCAGAGACUCGCAGAAUUCACGGAGCCAGAGAAUUUUGAUAAAUACGAGUCCGACAGAGUUUUGGAAAUAUUGUGUGAAUUUUUGAUGUACCCAGAAUGCACGGAAGAUGUAGUGAAAUACUUUUCAGAAUUAUUGCCAGCACUUGUUUCUAUGGCGAUAAAUCCAGCUGAUUUGCAAUCACCAACAUUAUCUCAUAAGGAUCUUAUUCAUAGAUUAAACGUUGUUAUUCUUGGCAAGCUGGUACUUGUUGAUCCAGAUUUAUUAAAAUUUGUUUUACGUUAUUUUGAUGUUAAUCCUGGGCCGUUUGAGCCUUUUGUCACAAAUACAGACACUGUUUCGCCAGCAAAGAGGCGAAACGUAAAGAAAUUAUCAUAUUCCAUCUCAGAAGUGUCUGAUUAUGAUGUUGUUAUAGCAACUUAUAACAUUCUGCAAUCUGCGAUCAGCCAUUUUAAGCACAAGUGGAACUGGUCCAAGUUUUACAAAUUCUUGACACACGCAGAUGACAGAGUGAGAUGGGUUGCUUUGAAAUGCCUAGCGAUAAUUCUAAAUGUGUCUGCAUCCACAAGAAUAUUAUGCCCGCAUUUACACCCCGUGGAUUUCGAAAGAUUUUCGAUCGAUCAUGAAGAUAAGAACAACACGGAUACUCGAGUGGCUUGCACAAGUCUCGAAUCGCUGGGACGUCUGGUCGAGAAUGUCCCGUCUGUCGUAUCUGUCGGUAGUAUUUUGUUGCCGACUUUUGUUGCCGACCGUCACGUCAACCCUCAGACUCACCAGAAGACUUACAGCGACUUGGUGCUGGUAUCUUCCACGAAGAACAAUCUACAAAGUCUAGCUGUAGUCAUCGGCUCCAGGAAAUGUAUCUGUUUGCAAGGGCCUGUUGGUUGCGGCAAGACCAGCUUGGUGGAAUAUCUGGCCAAGGUGACCGGCCACUACGCGUCGAACUUUGUCAAAGUACAGCUGGGGGAUCAGACUGACUCGAAGAUGUUGCUGGGAAUGUACAGAUGCACCGACAUGCCCGGUGAAUUCAUUUGGCAGCCGGGCAUCCUCACGCAAGCCGUCAUUGACGGCAAGUGGUUGCUGCUGGAGGACAUCGAUAGCGCUCCUUUGGACGUAGCUAGCGUUCUCAGUAAUCUGAUAGAGACUGGUACAUUGUGCGUGCCCGGUUACCGUGACACUAUCUACGCCAAAAGCGACUUCCAGCUGUUUGUUACUCAACGAGCAACUGCUUCAAAGCAUGUGGCGGGAUCCUCGAGUCUGUUGCAGAAACAUUGGCUGUGCCUGAACGUGGAGCCGUUGUCCAAGGAAGAAUUGGUGGAAGUAGUUAAAACAAUGUUCCCGAAACUGGAAACUACUGCCACCAAAAUAGUAGAUGUGUUCUUGCUAUUUUCCGUGGGAGAUCAUGACAACGAGGGCAACGACGGGAUACUGAAGACCGGACGACAAACAUCGACUCGAGAUUUGAUAAAGUGGUGCUCCAGAGCUGUCAUCGACUUUGACGUCUCAUCGUCGAACUCAGCCUUGAAGCUACUUCAGGACGCUAUAGACGUCUUCUGCUGCUCGGUAACCAACCAAGAGCAACGCUUGAACCUGGCGAUAGAGAUAGCUAACAAGCUCGGUAUCAUAAGAACAAAGGCCGAGUACUUUUGCAACAUACAUAAACCCGUUAUGACUUUGACAACCGGGACCCUGAUAAUCGGCCGAGCAGAGUUGCCUCGCAAGAAAGAGCAGUACGCCAAGCUACUGACCAGCAGGAGCAAUUUUUCGUUCACGCAACCGUCCGUAUGCCUGCUGGAGCGCAUAGCCAGCUGCGUGGCGCAGAAAGAACCGGUGUUGCUGGUCGGCGAGACUGGCACUGGAAAGACCAGUACGGUUCAGUACCUGGCGAAGAGCACCGGCCACCGGUUGACGGUGAUAAACAUGAACCAGCAGAGCGAGAGCACAGAUUUGCUGGGCGGUUACAAGCCGGUCGACCUGAAGUUCCUGAUCACACCGGUUCGACAAGAGUUCGACAUCCUGUUUCGCUCUCACUUCAUCGUCGAGCAGAACGUAGGGUUCCUAGAGAAGAUAAGUUUGUAUUACAAGGAGCAGAAAUGGAAGGCUUUGCUGCAAUACCUGAGACACAGCGCGCGCGCCGCUGUGAGUAGACUACGGGACAAAUACAAAGAAGCACACCAAGUUAAAGUGUCCAACAGAAACACCUCGGAACCUGUCGGCGCAGAAAGCGACUUUGAGGAGAGACACGCAACCUACCGACACCAGGAGCAAUUCAUGACAGGCAUGUGGAAGAGAUGGGAGAAUCUGCUGGAGAAAGUGAACAAGCUCUACAGCCAGGUGAAGAAUCAGCACAUGUUGGCAUUCUCCUUCGUGGAAAGCAGCCUGGUGAAGGCUCUACGGGACGGUUCUUGGGUGCUCUUGGACGAGAUCAACCUGGCCAACGCGGAGACGCUGGAAUGCCUGUCCGGCCUACUGGAGAGCGCCUCGGAGUCGCUGCCGUUGCUGGAGCGCGGCGAUGGCGAGGCGGUGAAGCGGCACCCCGACUUCAGGAUGUUCGCCUGCAUGAAUCCUGCGACAGACGUCGGCAAGAGGGACCUGCCGGUCGGUCUGCGAAACAGAUUCACCGAGUUCUACGUCGAUGAGCUGACUGACCACAUCGACCUCCAGCUGCUCGUCAGCUCAUACUUGAAGGAGAUCGGAUUGGGGAAGCAUGAAGCGAUCGUGAAGUUCUACUUGAACGUGAAGAAACAAGCGACGAGCACACUCUUCGACGGCACUGCGCACCAGCCGCACUACAGCCUGAGGACAUUGUGUCGCGCGUUGAACAUAUCCACGGCGAAUCCUUGCGGCAAUAUUCAGAGGUCUCUGUUCGAGGCCUUCUCCCUCAGUUUCCUCACGCAGCUCGACUACAAGUCGCAUCCGAUCGUGCAGACGAUGAUCGCCAAGGCCAUUUUGGGCAACAACCAGAACAUCAAGGCGAUCCUCGGUACGCCCAUUCCGAAGCCGAAGUGCGCCCCGGGGGAGGAGUACAUAAACGUCGAGGGAUAUUGGGUGUUGCAGGGUAGUCUAAAGCCUGAAACGCCGAGCAACUACAUACUGACCGACUCCGUCCGGAGGAAUUUGCGGGACUUGGUGAGGGUGGUGUCAAUUGGGAAGCUGCCGGUCUUAUUGCAAGGCGACACGUCGGUGGGGAAGACUAGUCUGAUCACUUACCUGGCGAAGAUCUCGGGCCAUGUCUGCGUGAGGAUAAACAAUCACGAACACACGGAUCUGCAAGAGUACGUUGGCAGUUAUGUCGCGGACGAGACGGGGAAGCUGGUGUUUAAGGAGGGUGUCUUGGUCGACGCGAUGCGCAAAGGACAUUGGAUCAUCUUGGAUGAACUGAAUUUAGCUCCGAGCGAUGUCUUGGAGGCCCUGAAUCGAGUCUUGGACGACAACAGAGAAUUGUUCAUCCCCGAGACGCAACAGGUCGUAAAAGCGCAUGAACACUUCAUGUUGUUCGCAACGCAGAAUCCCCCUGGAAUUUAUGGCGGUCGAAAGGUGCUGUCCCGAGCGUUCAGAAAUCGAUUCGUGGAGCUCCAUUUUGACGAGAUACCAGCCAACGAGUUGAAGAUAAUACUCGGCAAGAGAUGCAACAUGCCCGAGUCAUACUGCAAGGAAGUGAUCGACGUGAUGACUGAUCUUCAGAUAAGGCGUAAGAGCACAGCGGCUUUCGCCGGUAAAAGAGGUUUCAUAACUCUGCGCGAUCUCUUCCGCUGGGGCGAGAGGUACCGUCUAGCGUCCAACGCAGACCACAAGCUAUACGAUUGGAGACAACACCUAGCCGAGGAAGGUUACCUCGUCCUCGCAGCUAAAGUCCGCAAAGCGGAGGAAGCGGACGAGAUACGGCAGGUGAUGAAGAAACACCUGAAAAGGGACGUAGACCCAGACAGACUGUUCACACUCAACGACAAGACCUCGCCUGUCACCAGGCACAUAUUGCAAGAGAUCUUGAGCGACAUCCCGUGCUUCGAGCACAUCGUGUGGACUUACCACAUGCGCCGGAUGGCGGUACUUGUGAAGAAAUCCUGUCACUUCAAGGAGCCGGUGCUGUUGGUUGGCGAGACUGGCGGAGGCAAGACUACGGUGUGCCAACUGAUCGCCUCCAUUAACGGCCAAAUGAUGCGCGCGGUCAACUGCCACAUGCACACCGAGUCGUCCGAUUUCCUGGGAAAUUUACGACCUGUGCGAGAAUACACUGACGACAACAAGCUCUUCGAGUGGGUGGACGGGCCUCUGAUCAACGCUAUGCGUAACGGUGAGCUGUUUUUGGCAGACGAAAUUUCCUUGGCCGACGAUAGUGUCCUGGAGCGGUUAAAUUCGCUGUUAGAACCCGAGCGAAGCCUUUUAUUGGCCGAGAAAGGAAUAGAGACCUCGCACGGCGAAGAGAAUGCCGUGAUCGUGGCGGAUGAGAAGUUCGUGUUUGUCGGCACGAUGAACCCUGGCGGUGAUUACGGCAAGAAAGAGCUCUCACCGGCCCUGCGAAAUCGCUUUACCGAGGUAUGGUGCGAAGGAUGCACCGUCAGAGGCGACUUGCACGACAUAAUAGUGCACAACCUUCGCAUCGAGUCGCAUGCUACGAAAGAAGCCAUUGCCAACGCGGUGCUGAGGUUCACCGAGUGGCUACAUACCACCGAGGUGGGCAAAAAGCUCACCGUCAGCGUGCGAGAUGUACUCACGUGGGUGAACUUUAUAAAUACGUGCACCGACGGUGGGUCGCCGUCGAUGCUGACGAUCGGAGACACGUAUUAUCAUGGCGCUUGUCUCACGUACAUUGACAGUCUUGGGUCGGGCUCGACAGGCGCCGAGAGCAUCGAGAAACUGAGGAGCUUUACGGACGCUGCCAUGCGAUUUAUUAGGUCGGAAGUUGAACAUAUAAUAAAGUCAGAUCUCAGUACGGAGACUCUUACGGUGAAUAAAGAAACCACGCUGAGAGAUUCGAGCAAUGUAUUCGGAAUACCGCCGUUUUACAUCAAGAAAGGCCCGAGUGUCUGUCACGACGACCUCGCAUUCACGUUCUCGACUCCCACUACGAAGCUGAACACAAUGAAGCUGCUGAGAGCGUUGCAGCUGAGCAAGCCGAUUCUGCUGGAGGGAAGCCCAGGUGUGGGGAAAACCAGCCUAGUUUCUGCGCUCGCCAAAGCAGCCGGGUAUACUUUGGUCAGGAUCAACUUGAGCGAUCAAACAGAUAUCUCCGACUUAUUCGGUGCCGAUUUGCCUGUAGAGGGCGGUAAAGGCGGUGAAUUUGCGUGGCGGGACGGACCGUUUCUGCAGGCUCUGCGAGCAGGAUAUUGGAUCCUGCUCGACGAGUUGAAUCUGGCUUCUCAGUCAGUCUUGGAAGGUCUCAACGCGUGUUUCGACCAUAGGGGGCAGGUCUACAUUCCUGAGUUGGGAAAAACCUUCAGGUUGGAACACGGCACGAGACUGUUUGGCUGCCAGAAUCCCCUGCAGCAAGGUGGGGCCAGACGCGGCUUGCCGAGGUCCUUCUUGAACAGAUUUACUCAGAUUUCUGUCGAUGCGCUGAUGGACGAAGACUUGAAACUUAUCCUCAGCGUGCAAUUUCCACAACUGCCCGCGGACCUAAUCAACGACAUGGUACGGUUCAACGGCGUGUUAGCGUCUGAGGUUGGCGUCGCGUGGGGUCACACUGGAUCUCCCUGGGAGAUGAACUUGCGUGACAUCACGCGAUGGUGCGAGACAACUAUCGAGAUCGCCUGUAACGAGUUACAUGGUCGUAAAGAGCACUUCAAUCCAGGCAAUAGUGUGGAACUCAUUUAUGUCGACAGAAUGAGGACCAAGGAGGAUCGGCAAAGAGUCUACCACGUAUAUCAGGAGAUAUUCGAGCUCGAGAAAUACCCGCUACCGCCUAAUCAGCCGGCCAUGCACAUCACGGCGGAUAAGAUUUUCAUCGGCGAGAUGACGUUCAGCCGCAGAGAUUAUAGCUCGCACGAGGAAGGUAAUCUGUUGUUGUUGAGAAACCAAAAAGUGGUGCUGAGGAAUCUCCUUCAGUGCGUCAAGAUGAACUGGAUGUCCAUAUUGGUCGGUGCUUCGGGCUGCGGGAAGAGCAACGUCGUUCGUCUACUCGCCGCUCUGACGGGCCAGCAGCUGAGGUCGAUAGCCAUGAACUCCGCGAUGGACACGACGGAGAUAUUAGGUGGCUUCGAACAGACGGACUACAAUCGACACCUGGAACAGCUGUACGAGCGCGUGGCGAGUCUUCUCAUCAACAGCCUACGAGCAAGGAUAACCGUGGAUAAAUUGGAGCAGGUAGCCGAGCUCCAUGAACGUCUGGAGCACGUGCGGCGCUUGUUCGACGAGAACGUGGCCGGCAGGACAAUGGCCGCAGAAAUCCAGCAGUUCCUGCACAGGGUUGAAGAACUGUCGAACCUGGCAGCGACGUUGAGCACCUGGGAGCCCAGCCUCGAGCCGGAACUGCGGGACAUCCAGUCCAGGUUGAGCAAUUUGUCGGACCUCGUGAAGCAGGACAAGUGCCUGAAUGCCGGCGGCAAGUUUGAAUGGGUAGACAGCGUGCUGGUGAAGUGCCUGCAGGAUGGCACUUGGCUGCUCAUCGACCAGGUUAAUCUAUGCAGCCCGGCUGUAUUAGACAGACUUAAUGGACUGUUAGAGCCGAACGGUGUCCUCAGUAUCGGUGAGCGAGGCGUCGACGACCACGGCAACGUCAUCACCGUCAGGCCUCACGCAAACUUCCGACUGUUCCUGACCAUGGACCCGCGGUACGGCGAGAUCUCCAGGGCGAUGCGCAACCGAGGCGUCGAGAUUUACAUGCUCGGGCCGAACGAGAAGGUCGACCACGACGCGAUCGACCUCAGGUCGCUGCUGUUCAAUGCCGGGAUCAUGAGCGAGGGAUGCCGGGACACGCUGCUCACGAUCCACGACAGGAUGUCGCAGGAGACGCUCGCAAUGGACCGUCUCAACGUGAUUGACUUGCUGCACGUCGCGUUCCUGAUGAGGCAGCGGGUGCUCCGUGGGUUCUCGAAGGUGCGAUCAAUAGAGAACGCGUGCCACAACGUCUACAUGAAGGCCAGGCCUACGCGGCACCGGGAGCACCUGUUCUCCGUCGUCAGGGAGGUAAUCUACCUACAGCAGAUGUUCUACAACGACGACACCUUGCCGAUUGACAUGGACGCCGCCACGUGGAGCGUGAGGAAUCUGCAGGACAAUCCGGCGCUCACCGUCAUCAGGCAGCAAGGCUUGCUGCUGAAAGUGGCCUUCAGGAUGUAUCACCGGUCGCUCAAAACGGCAGUCACGUCGACGACCAAGCCGUUGAACGUCUUCUGCGGUCUCCAAGAAGGUGGCGAGGUGUUGGAUGUGGACAUUAGGGACAUUUUGGCCCACCUCUUGUUGAACUUUUAUGAACAGUCGUCGCGGGACGACGCGCCGCUGAGGAAGACCUGGCUGUCGAAGAUGCUGCCGAGCAAUAAGACGACCGACGAAUUCAAGGAGGACAGCGCGAUGAUGGCGGAAGAAAUCGCGGCUUUUCACUUCGGAUCUGACAAUACGAGCGACUCGUUGCCCUGGGAUCGAUGGUGGCUCACGGGAAGAGCGGUCGAAGACGAGGGUGCCGACAACGACGUGAACAAGCUGAUGCUCUUGUUGUACGCAAGCACGGCAUUUCGGGGAAGCUCGAUGCCGGACGUGAAGAAGCAGAAGAACGUGAUAUCCGUCAGGCAGUACUCUAGUAUCGUAUGUCAAGGCAAGCUGCAGUCGCAGUUGACGAACCAACCGCUCAUCACACACUUUGUGGAGUUCCUUUGGCGCAUGAAGUUGUGCAUCAACACGAUCCUGCGCGACGCUAGCAUGAAUGUAAACCUGGACAAAUACGUCGAGUUGAGGAAUCACCUCACGUGGUACACGAGAUUCGAAAGACUGGGCGAGAUCACGCUGGUGGAAAAGACGAAAAAGUCCAAGAACAUGUUCAUCAAUCCGAAGCAGACCUCCAUGCUGCUGAGGGUGCACUACAAGUGGCUGCUAAAGUUCCUGCGCGAGCUGCGCUCGGUACUGAUCAACUCUGGGUCGUGCGAGACCAUCGACCAAAUCCGCUCGUUGACGAACUUAACGGACCAACUGAACCGUCAACUCAAGUUAGACUACGACCCCGUCUACAAGAUCUCUAAGAGAAUCAAGAGAUACCUGACCCUUCCGCCUCCUCACUCCUCGAACACCAGUGUAAACGUGUACUCGGAGCUUGAACAGGUGACGAAGGACCUCGAGGCAAGGCACCAGGUGGUCAGCACUCUCAGGCAAAAGCUGAAGAUCGUGUCCGUGCAACUAAAGGACGUUCCGACGAUGAGACGUCAGACCAUCUCCCUGUGGAGCGACGUUCACUCCGGGAAGGCGGUCGACGAGGACACCUUGCUCGAUGUGCUGACGGUGAAGCGGUUCUGCGACAACAGUCACAUCCGUCUGCAAACUACCGCGGAGAUCGAGAGCGUCCGCGGCCAAAUGAACUCGCUGCCAGCCGGGGAAAUGGCUCAGUUGAACGCGAGGACGCAGCUGUGGCCGAUCUACGAAUACAUGUUUUUCUCGCUCGUCUCUUCGUUACAGAGGAAGUUGUGUCUGCAGGAGGCGAUCUCCUCCACCAGCAAUGUCGAGCAAUGUCUCGCGAGGUACGCGGAUGUAGCCAGCAUACCGUGCGACCUGAUAGGCCUGUUGAGCGCGAUGAUUCAGCCGGAGAUCGAGCAGAGGCAGAAGACGAUGCUAUUGCCGCAACUGUUCCAUCAGCUCGCGCAGUUCAUCCGGCGAUCUUACGCCGUCGAGAACUCGAGCCUGCUCCUGCAGUGGCGCGGUGUGACGGAGCAGGACGACGUGGAGGAGGACUUGUCGAUUGCCUACGCCGCGUCUAAGAUGGAGGGCCACUCCAACGGGCCGAUCCUGCUGAACCUGAUACUGCGCCUGAUGCUGAGCAAACGCGACUGCCAGAGGAAGAAGAACGUCCUUUCGGCGGUCGCGCUCGGGACGUACGCCGCGCAGACGAGUCAGCUGCAGCUGCUGAACGAGAUCUUGUGGCGCAACUGUGUCUCCCUGACGCACAACUCGGCCGGCGACGACCUGGCGACGCUGAAGUAUCACUCGCGUUUGUACCUGUCCGCGUUCGAUCAGAUGAACAGGGAGCACGACGUGGCCCACCUAGUUAGGACCGCCCUGGCGAAGCGGGGUGAAAACCACGACACCGAUGUGGAAAUCCGGAAUUUCAACUGCUUCGGGAAGAUAGAAGAGCUGCGCAGCGCGUACGACGAGAUUGAGAAGCUCGACGAGAAGGACGCCGGGCGAUACGAGAACAUCCUCCGGUGCGGGAGAACUUGGAUGUUGCUCGGUUACGUGCAAUUCUCGCUUUUCGGCAACUUCGAGCCGAUCGAUCCGGUGCACAAGGUGGAACUGAAGCUCAAGUACCUGCAGGAGGACAUCGCCGACUGCGAGAGGAUGCUGUACACCGCGACGUUGCAGAGCCGCGUUCUAGGUGUGAACGUGCUCGUCCACCCGCGAUUCGCGGCCACGAGGAGCCGUAGACAGCUGUUGCUGAAGACUCGCGAGCAGCUCGCUUGUCUGCAGGCCUUCAGACCGCCGUCCGUCGACUUCGCCUCGUUGAGCAACGUCUGCAGGCAGUUCCGAGACAACGUGGGCACCUACGAGCUGCUAGAGAAGCACAUGAACAACCUGUAUUCAAUCGCCAUGGAGAUGGGUAUCAGCCACCAUGAGGCUGACCCGAGUGUCUAUACUCGCGAUCAGUCGAUGUUCGCACGGGCGAAGGUUGUUCUGCAGGAAGCGCAAGUCUGGAACUCGUCGGUGCAAAGCUUCGCCGUGCGGCUGGAGACGAAAUAUCUAGUUGCGUAUCCGGACAUAAUCCUGCCGCUGUUGACAGGCCUGUCGCAGCUGAGGCACGGUGUGUGUAUGCUCAUCGACGAAACUCGACGACUGUUGUGGUUGCACGAGGGCGAACUGGCCGAUCUCGAUUCUCAGAUACACAACCUGAUCCGUUUCCCAACGAUCGGCCCGGGCCAAGAGAGCCUCCUGGAGCUGAGCGAUCUGUGCGCCUCGAAGAACACGCGGCUUCUGGUCGACAAGAGCUCCAGCUUGGACGCGUUCGUCAGGAUGCAGGAGCAAUUCCUCAUGCUCAAGUCGGGCUUGCAGGAGCUGCACAACCACGCGAUCCUCAGCGGAGGCUUGAGCAAGUCGCUAUGGCGGCACGUGGACGACCUGCUGCAGCAGAUAGUUUUGGUCUGGCAGCAGCAGCAGCUGGAGAAAGAGAAACUGGCCGCCGAGAAGGAAAGUCUUUACAAGAACAAGGCCGAGAAUCUCGGCGGCGGCCUGACGGAAGAGCAGGAGCUCGCCCUGGAGAUUCGCCAGCUGUUCCCGACGCAUCGCGACAGCGACUUCCGCGACAUAGAGGACGAGCCUAGCCUCGAGCGGAGGAACGCGUCGCCUGAGUCGAAGGCAGUCGACAACUUGAGCGGCCUCAUCAGCGAGCGCGACAUCCUGGAGGUCCAGCGGAUCCAUUCGGACAUGCUGACGACUCUCGUCGCGACCAAGUGGACCUGCAACGACGCCACCCCGGCGACCUCGGCGAAUUACGUCGAGCCGCUGAUCCAGAGAUACGACACGGUGCACAGCAUGCUCGACAACGUACUGCCGGCCUUGAGCAAGGGACUCUCGAUCAAGCUGCACACCAGUUUGAACCUGUUGGUCGCCUUGCGGCUGCAGACCAGCCAGGAGAGCGGCUCCGAGCCCGCCGGCGACUUUUACAAGGACAGCAACGUCGAGGAAGUGAAACAGUGUCUGCCCGUGUGCGAAGCGAUCCUGAAGCGCGUCCACCAGUUGCUGCAGGAUUGGCCGGCUCACCCCACUCUAACAUCGAUACAGUCUAUAAUCGAGAGAAUCUACUCGUUCCCAAUCAUCUCAGCCGUGUCCAGGUUCCUCACGGGUCUGGAGCUGCUGCUCGUCAAAAUGCACCAGUGGGAGGAGAACGCUCACAGCAGCGUGAGCAUGGCAGAGCAGAUGUCGAUGUUGACGCAGCAGAUAAUAUCGUGGAGGAAGCUAGAGCUAUCCAGUUGGAAGAGCUGCCUGGACGCGACGUUCAACGACCUCAAGUCGAGCGCGUCCAAGUGGUGGUUCUUCUUGUACGUGUUAGUGGAGAGUUACGUGAACCCGGCUCACACCUCUGCGGGAGAAACGAACAACGAGCCCAUCAGCAGGCAAAAAUUGGUGGAGUCGUUGGAGCUUUUCAUGCAGGAGUCGUCCCUCGUCGAAUUUGAGCCGCGACUGAAGCUUCUCCUGACGUUCCACUAUCACGCGUGUCACUUUAAGGAUAGCGAACGCAAGGACGAACUCGUGACCGUGCUAUGGAACAUGUACAAGUGUUACGAGCAAUUCGUCGGCGACGUAGCGGCGAGGAUCGCCGCGCAGAAGGCUCCCAUCGAGAAGAAGCUGCGGGACUUUGUCAAGAUCGCCCGAUGGAACGACAUCAGCUACUGGGCGGUGAAGGAGACGGUCGAAAAGACGCAUCGCACCCUGCACAAGUUUGUGAAGGACUUCCGGAACGUCCUCAAACAGAAUGUAGCUUCCUGCCUGAUCGUGCGAUCAGGAUCAUACAGCGCAGAGAUCAACAAGGGCAUCUGGGACGAUCAGGAACACCGCAAGUACUCGAUAAAUCCCGUAGACUUCGCAGUGGCGAAGCCUUCGCAGCUCAUAAAAGCGAAAAUGUCGUACUGGCCGUACGACCUGCACAUCAAUAUGAUUUCGAAAGUGGAGGCGCUACAACUCAAGGCCACGAAGCUGUGCAAGGAAAUAAUUCUGAUGAGUUCUUACCCGUGCGCACGGGCGGACGUCGAGAACUUCAUCGAAGACUUCCUGAAGCAGAGCGCGCGUCUUCGGGACAUGGAGGUGAACCGCAGCUUGCCCAAGGCCAAGCAGAAGUCUCAGGCAAAGAGUAUCCUGCAGCAGAAGAGGACGGCGUUGGCCAACUACUUCAAAGAGCUGACUCACAUGGGCGUGUCUUACCGCAUCGGCGUGCUGAAGUUGAAGAACAACGCGGACUACGUGAUGGACUUGACGGUGCCGCCCUUGGAUCUGGCUGUGAUCGAGCAGUACUUUAAGCUGAAGAUCAUCGACCGACACUUGCUGACGCAGUGGCGCGGCUGCGACAAGUACUACUACAAGUCCCUUACCAGACUGCACGCUUUGAACGCGAUGCUCAACAGCAGCCAGACCGACCUGGGACCGCAGAAUAUGGAGCGUUGCCGAGGUUACUCCGCGCACAUGAUGCUGAUGGCGCACCGUCAGAAGACGAUGAUCACCCGGUCGUUCAAGUACUUCUCGUAUCUCCGCUCGUCGCUCUCCAAUCUGUCCGAGAGCAGCGAGGAGGAUCUGAACGCGACGAAGCAACAUGCCGGCCGAGAGUGCGCUACGAGGCUGAAGAUGUUGCUGGUAACCUUGAAGGCUGGGUUCGAGCAGCUGCUGGUGUACCUGCAGUGCUGCCCGACGACGGACGAGCACCGAGCCGCGCUCACGUUGAAUGCGGACGCGUUGCCCAUCAUCGCCGCAUGCCAGGACGGCGAGGUCUACGCGAACGUGAACAGCCUGCUGAAGGAAUGCUUGAACUCGGUCAAGGUUACCGCGACUCGCUUCCGCGACCUGUUUGUACCGCUGGAAGUGAUGGCGAGCGAUCCUGAGCUCAUCGCGUUCUUGAGCUCGAGACAUUUGGAGUUUCUGAAGCAAUGUCGCUCCACGAUGGAGAAGCUAAGAGCGCGGUGCGGCAAAUUGAGAGGGUUGUUUGAGACUGCGGACGUUGCGCAUCCCAUCCUGGAGAACGUGGCGUUCUUGGACGAGAAGAUGGAGGACUUCGUGCGCGGACUCGACGAGUUGGAGCGUCCACGAGAAGCCGCGGAACUCGAGGAUAAAAAGUGGCCGUGGGAUUGCAACAGCGACGUUUGGUCCUAUAAAUCUGACCUGGAGCAGUUGAUGGAGACGACGUUGCUCGUUGUGCAGAAGAAAUACCACGUCGUUUUGUACGAAACCACCAUAUCGAAGUGGGAGAACGUGGGAAACAAUGACGACGCAAGCGAAGAAAUGAUCGAGAAGGGUAGAUUGAAGAAGACGCUCGUCGACGCUCUCGAGAUGGACGUGAAAGAACUGCAGCUGCUUAAGAUAUCUGAGUUAUUCAGCAGUCUCUUGUCGAUGAUACAUAAGCUCGAGCCGCAAUUGGCGAAUCAUUGCAUCAGACUACUCCUCAGGUGUUCACCGCUGCUGGAGCAGUACAUCCUGUUUGUUCAGUUUUACCUGAACGAGCAAGUAGCGUCGUUUCGUGUCACGUGCAAAAUGCUGUACCUGCAGUUGAACGUCUUCUUGGAUCUGGCAGCGAACGGUUUCUGCGUGCCGAAGGACUUGGAUCUCGAGGAAGGCAAGACUGACGAGUCAGGCGAGAAUACUGGCAAGGGUGGGAUGGGUUUGGCCGACGGCGAAGGCACGAAAGACGUCUCCGACAAGAUAGAGUCCGAGGACCAGCUGGAGGAUGCGAGACCUGCUGAUCAAGAACAAGAGAAGCAGGACGACAAGGAGUGCAAGGAGGAAGAAAAAGGUAUCGACAUGUCCGAGGACUUUGAUAGCAAGCCUCAGGAUAUGGAGAAAGGUGACGACGACGACGAGAGUGACGAUGAGAGUGACAAUGACGACCUGCAGAACGAAAUGAUGGAUGAGAUAGAGAACGAUGACGAGAUACUCAAUGAGAGGAUCUGGGGUGACGAUAAAGAGGAAUCGGCUGAGAAAGACAACCAGCAAAAGGACGAGGGCAAAGAAGGAAAGGGCGAACAAACCGGCGAGAAGGAAAUGGGCGCGAAAGACGACAAGUCAAGGCAGAACAACGAGGACGACCGCGAUGCUGAUUGCGACGAAGAUGAACGACAGGAAGAGAAGAAGGAGAUCAACGAAAUGAACGAGCCGGAGGUAGACGAAGAUCAGAUUGACCCGUAUCACGGACAGCACCAACCCGAACCGGAACCGGAGCCGUUUGACUUACCGGAUGAUUUAAAUUUGGACGAAGAAGACGCCAAGGAGGAGAAUGACGCUAAUGAAGAAAAUCCGUUCGACAUCGAUGCGAUGAAGGAUGUCAAACCGCCACCGGAGAGAAUGGACCUCGAGGAAGAGGCCGAGAAGAACGAAGAGACCGAUCCGGGUGAGGACGCCAGUGAGGACGAGGACGAGGACGAGGACGGCAAGAAUGUGAACAAGGAAGGUCAGCAAGAAGAGACGGAGGAUCCGGAAGCUGACAAAGAGGAGACCGGACAAGACAACAAGGACGGCGCGGAGGCCCCGCAGGAAGACGACGAGGACAAGAAGGACCAGGAGGAAGAAACGAAAGAGGAGAAGGCAGCACCGAGUGCGGACGACGCGAGCACUCAAAUGGACACUGCCGAGCAGGUCGAGCAGACGAAGGAAGGCUCGCGGGACGCGGUAGCACAAGCACAUAGCAACGAAGACCAGCAAGAAGCGUCAGCGGAGAACAGCCAAGAGGAGAAGGACGACAAGGGCACUGGCCAGUCGCAGUCGACUCAGCAGCAGGAGAGCGGCCACUCGGGCUCUUCCAAGCAACAGGUAGCCCCGAUCUCGCAGAGGGACUCGGCGGAGCCGAUGAAGAAAAGGAAGAACCUGGGACAGAGCAACGAGGACCACAGUCUCUCGGACGAUAUCUCGCGGACGCCGAAGAAGUUGAAGGUAAUCUACACGCCGGACCAAGUGUCGACCAACGAGAAACAAGACGAGACCGAGGGUGAGGUUGACGACGGCAACAAAGCCGAGAUGUACCAGCAUGUCAAGGAUUCCGAGGCAUUCGACGACUACACGAUGGACGCCGCGACGGAGGACCAAGCGAAGCAGCAGGCUCUCAAAGCCCGGGAAGACGAGGAGAAUCGCGAGGAGCAAGAAGACGACAUGGACGUGGAGAUGCACCAAGACGAAGAGGAUAUCAUAGAGGCCGAAGUGGCCGAGCAACGGCCCGAGAAAGUGCGCCAAGCCACAGAGGACAAACGCAAGGAUGCGAAGCAACGUGAAGGAAACAACGAGGAGGAGAGCAAUCAGACGGACACGGAGUUGGAAGGGGAAACGGUGGCUACGAUGACGGUGCAGAGAGGCAACGAGUCCAUGUUCUAUACGAAGAUGGCGAACUGGGUGGAUAACGAGCUCAGCUCCGGUCACGAAGAGAGAAAGCGAUUCGAAGUGGAGAAGAUGCUGGGCGAAUGGAAGCAGAAGCCAACGACGGAGGAAGCAGCGGCCGCGUGGAACUGUCUGUCUUCGGUCACGGACACAGCCGCCAGAGACUUGUCGGAGAAGCUGAGGCUGGUACUGGAGCCUACGCAAGCGUCGAGGCUGAAGGGCGACUACAAGACUGGCAAACGCAUCAACAUGAGGAAGAUCAUCCCUUAUAUAGCCAGUCAAUUCCGCAAAGACAAGAUCUGGCUGAGGCGCACGAAGCCGUCGAAACGCGACUACCGCAUUGUUCUGGCGCUCGACGAUUCCAAGAGCAUGGCAAGUAACCAUGCUCAAGAGAUGGCCUUCGAGUCCUUGUCGCUGAUCUGUAAAGCCUUGACGUACUUGGAAGUAGGGCAACUCGGCGUCGUAAGCUUCGGAGAGCAAGUACAGAUGUUGCACCCUUUGGGAGAAACUUUCACCGAGCAAAGUGGGUCCAGGCUGAUACAAGAGAUGAGAUUCGACCAGAAGAGCACCAAGUUUGCGGAAGUGGUAGACUUUACUGUAGAUAUGUUUGAAAGUCGACACACCACAUCCGACAACGCCAAACUGAUGAUAAUAUUAUCGGAUGGCAUGGGAAUAUUCUCUGUCGGAAUAAACCAAGUAACUCGCGCCGUGAGGAGAGCUCGAUUGGCCAACAUCUUCACGGUGUUUAUAAUACUUGACAAUCCAUUAAACAAGCACUCCAUACUGGAUAUUCGUGAGCCCGUGUUCAACGGAAAUAAAUUGGUGGAAUUCCGCUCGUGCAUGGAUGACUUUCCAUUCCCGUUUUACAUGAAUGUCCGAGAUAUAAACACAUUGCCGAGUGUCCUGAGCGACGCUCUGCGGCAAUGGUUUGAAGUUGUCGGAAAGACCGACACUUCAUAAAUUUUACCAAAUUUAGGACAAAUGUGUAUACAACAUAUGUAUAUACAAUAUAUGUAUAUACAUAUAUAUAUAGGAAAUAUGUAUAUAUAAAAAAUAAUGCAAUACAUGAAAUAUGUCAAAUACAGAAUGAAAGAAGUGUUGUUUAUUAUCAAUUAUAUAAAGUUAAUUAAUUAAUUCCUUCCUAAUAUUAAUUAAUAGUUCGUAGCAUCGAUCAAUAGUUCCUUUACGCUCAUUGGUUACAUUCCGAUAUCACCACGACUUCUCCCUUGCUAAAUAUCAGAAUUCACGGUAAAAAACAUAAAUACAUUUCAGUAACUCUAAAUUAUAAUCACUGCACUUGUGGUACCAAUUCACUUACGGCUCAUCUUAUGUCACAUCGAGCUAGAUUAUAUCGCGAUUAUUAAAAGGGUUAAACUGUAGUUAAACAUUUUGUUGUUUAUAACUAAAACCUACUUUACUUUUACUUAUAUAUAUGUAUAUAUAUAUAUAUAGAGCAAACUAUUCAUCCUUUCAAGAAUAUACUAUAUAUAAUAUAUAUUAA
This is a messenger RNA of Harpegnathos saltator (Jerdon's jumping ant), 16884 nucleotides long. Its product is annotated as midasin. Gene Ontology annotation, biological process: ribosomal large subunit export from nucleus; ribosomal large subunit assembly. Lineage: Eukaryota; Metazoa; Arthropoda; Insecta; Hymenoptera; Formicidae. Gene Ontology annotation, cellular component: preribosome, large subunit precursor; nucleus. The record is from RefSeq and is a predicted model, not a curated record. Gene Ontology annotation, molecular function: ATP binding; ATP hydrolysis activity. The coding region runs from base 120 to 16343 and encodes 5407 amino acids. The transcript is spliced from 24 exons.